GUAGCCCGGCCUUUAAAAUUUUGUUGCUUAGCACACUCAUAAUCAACAAUACUUUGUUUAUAUUUAAGUAUUCUGUGAAAGACUUAGUCAAUGUUUCCUGGGUAUGGUCGACUGCUAUUAGAUAUUUUGUACAUUUGCUUCUUUUUAAAUGCUGCCUCUAACAUUAAUUAAAGUGUAUAUUCUAGCUAAUCAUUUGGUCACUCACGCGUCGUGAUUAACAGCCGAGGGUGAGCUUAGUAGUGCCACUACUUCUAAGAACUGUUGAAGUGCUGGCCGCAUACAUGAUUGUUGUGCGGUAGAAUACGCUCGAUGGGCAAAUUUGCGCACCUAAUUAGAUUCUGCACAGCAAACUAUAUUUUGAGGACAGGAUAGGAAUUGGAUAUGGGAAAAUAUUUAUCUUAUGUUUUCGAAGAAAAUGUUGGUCAAUAGAAUAUGUCUUCUGUGACCAGCGCUUGAAGGUGAAAACUAAAAUAGUCAGUAACCAAAUGAGAAAUUGAGUGCAUUAGAUUCAUACAAAUAUUCUUCCUACCAGUACAUCUAAUCCAAAAUUGUAAUCAUAUCGAGAUCCUACACUAGGUAAUCUUGACUAGGACACUACAUGAUGAUAGGGCGAGGUCACUCUUCUUGGUUCGCGAAUGCAGCGGGCAUAAUGCUGCUCGAAUCGCAGGGAUCUUCGCAGCUGGUUGGAACACGACGGAGUCGAGCAACACAUUUAAUAAAUGUAACAAUAGUGAAAAUAAUGAUAAAAAUAGUUUAUGACAAUAAUAAUACUCUUUUGCAUAAUAUUUCUCUAACAUUCUAAUGAUUCAUUUCUACAGAUGAAUACGUAAUUUAUAGAAGACAAUUUAUCCAACAUAACAUUAAGGUAUGAUGUUUGUAGUAUCUAUGGAUAGAUAAUGAUCUCGGUAGCGAUGAUGAUAUUCCAAUCGCCGUUUGUUCAUAAUUGUUUCUGCUUUACGCUGACGCUUGAACGAUGUUUAGCAGUGGGGAGAGUUCGAGUGGUUUUGCAAACUUAUCUGCUGAUUUGUGGAAUACGCUCACCAACACUAGAACAGCAGUGUAGAUAAAAGCGUGUGAUGGUUGCUUUCCUAUUUAAAGAUGGGAAGUUUGUUACAGCAAGACAGUUUGGUUGACGCUGUUAAAGCAAACGUAUAUCAACAUCACGUUAACUUUUGUAAACUUGCGAAUAUUUAAAGUGUAUUACCAGUAUAAUGUACAAUCAAGACGAGCUUGAGGCUCCGGGUUGGUUGAACGACGAGUUCUUCCGUGAUGUGAUGCGCGAAUCAAAUAACGAUCCAACGAUCGAGUUAAUAAAGUCAUGUGUUUUACGUCCGGGCACCAAUAAAGGGGACCAUUACGCUAGUGUCAUGUUUCGCACGACCGUCACCUAUCGAUCCCAGCGUUCAAAUGAAGAGAUGUCGGUCAACAUCAUCAUGAAAACGAAGCCAGAAGCUGACGGAUUGAAGAAAGAGCUUUUGGAUGACGAUGGAUUGUUUGCGAUUGAAAUUGAAAUGUACAGCAAGGUUCUUCCGGAGAUGACAAGAAUGUUAAAAGAGAUAGGAGAAGAGUACAAAUAUCCUCGAUACAUUUACGGUGCGUUGAAGCCCCGCACGAUCCUGAUUUUGGAAGAUAUUAGUGACCAGGGAUGGGUGAUGGGCGAUUUCAUCAGCACGUUGGACGAUAUGAAGCCAAUAGUAAAGGAUAUUGCUAUGUUUCACGCUGCGUCCGUGAUGUUGGAAAGCGCUGACUCAACAUUUGCUGAAAGACACACUUAUUCAAUGGGGGACAAGUUUAUAGGGUUUGAAGGUAUGAUCACCAAGGGCUUUGGGGAUCUGAUGCACCUCACAAAGAGGUAUCCGGAGUUUGCACACUUUGCAAAGCCAUUGCAAAAGUUCCAGGAUAAUAUACGUGAUCUUUACGUAUCAUUUUACAACCAUUCGAAGACGUAUCAAAACGUGUUGAUACAUGGAGAUUUUCAUAGUAAAAAUAUGCUGCACAAAAUCGAUGCUGAAGGACGACACACCGAUACGAUACUGCUUGAUUAUCAGAUCUGUUGCUGGACCACACCGGCGGUUGAUUUGUACUAUCUACUGGAUAUGAUACCGACUCAAGAGGUGAAGGACAAACAUCGGUCUGAGUUGAUAUAUAUGUAUUAUCAACAGUACAGUGAUUUACUGAAGCGGCUAGGAUAUCUUGGGAAAAUACCGUCCUUGCUGGAUUUGCAGAUAGAGCUUCUACGGUAUGCUUCGCUAGAGCUAAUCCACUACGCAAUCUUUAGUUCGUUCCGCUACAUGGAUCAAACAGCGAUCGAUAUUGAGGCUUUGCUUAAGGGAGAGCUAGAUAAUCCCGUCCUCAACAAUCCAGAGUUCAAGAAGCUAAUGCAUACCGAGCUAACGCGCUUCCUACAUCAAGGCACACUAUCAAGCGUUUAGUAUUUCUGUGUGCGAAUGGACUGUAUCUUUUACGUCAGACCAUGUGAUUAAAAUCGUUUGAUAAAGCAGUUGCUAGCAGAGCAAGAAUCGACUGUGCAAGUAAUCGUUCGAAGCGUGCCAGAACAACCCACGAUAUCAGCCAGCAUAGAUUCGCAAAGUCAUUUGUACGCGACUGUCGUGCGGUGCUGGUACAGAACGCGUGGCAGUUUUGGCUGAGAUAGUGUAUGGUGGCAAAGAUGAUAAUGGGUAUCUGCAAUAAAAUGAUUGAUAAAGAGAGAA
Messenger RNA from Anopheles merus, 2711 nucleotides. RefSeq lists its product as uncharacterized. Lineage: Eukaryota; Metazoa; Arthropoda; Insecta; Diptera; Culicidae. Bases 1212 to 2432 code for a protein of 406 amino acids. The transcript is spliced from 4 exons. The record is from RefSeq and is a predicted model, not a curated record.